Messenger RNA from Peronospora belbahrii, 3240 nucleotides. Lineage: Eukaryota; Oomycota; Peronosporomycetes; Peronosporales; Peronosporaceae. The record is from the annotation of a GenBank genome assembly.
AUGAAGGACUUGUUAAUGGUAGAUGCUGUAGAUGAAGCCCACGUCGUGGAUGAGAUUGUGAAACGCUAUCGUCAAAGCAACGUCUACACGUUCCUUGGGCCCGUUCUGAUCGCUAUGAAUCCGUACAUGACAUUACGUCAACUGAAUGGUGACUCCAUUUACGCACGGAAUAUGAUUGACGAGUUCCAGGGCAAGGAAUUGCAUUUGUGUGAACCCCACCCCUUUGCACUAGCUGAGAAUGCUUACUCGAACCUUAUGCGCUUUGGCUUGGACCAGAGUUUGCUCAUCACGGGUGAGUCAGGCAGUGGCAAGACUGAAACGUCAAAGCAUGUGAUGCGGUACUUGACAACUAUCAGCACACGCUCUAGAGCAAAGAGCGCUGUUAUGGCUAACCGCCGCAUGUCGGUGGCACAGCGCAAACAAGCUGACAACAUGACGAGUCAUGUGACCGAUGUCUUGUGGGGCAGCAAUCCCGUGCUCGAGGCCUUUGGUAACGCGCAGACUAUUCGCAACAACAAUAGCAGUCGAUUUGGUAAGUAUAUUGUACUGCAGAUGAAUCGCGUGGGUCAAGUCAUUGGUGGAUACAUCGACAACUACCUGUUAGAACGCAGUCGUGUGAUCCGUCAGGCCGAGGGAGAACGCAACUUCCACUCGUUCUAUCAGCUCAUGUCGGGUGCGACGGCGGAAGAGCGUGAAGCUUGGCAACUGCCAGAAAGUGCCGAGAAGUUUGAUGUGCUGGGCAACGAAGAUGCGACGAUCGAAGGCGUGGAUGAUGCGAAAAACUAUCUUUCUGUCCGUCAGAAUAUGACAGCUGUGGGUAUCGCGGAUGACGAGCAGCAUGAGAUCUUUCAGCAGCUUUCGGCAAUCUUGUGGCUGGGCAAUGUGCACUUUGAACAGACUACGGAUGAGGCGCACAACCCUCGUGCUGCUAUUGAAGCCCCUGAGGCGCGUGAGGCACUAAAUAAGGCUGCUACACUUUUGGGUAUUGACAAGGAAAAGCUCGAGGCGAUGCUGACGUAUCGAACUGUCAAUAUUUACCGCGAGGACCAGAAGGUGCUGUUUGACGCUCGUCAAGCUAAGAAAGUAUGUGACUCGAUCAUGCGCUCGCUGUACGAAAAGAUUUUUGACUGGAUUGUGGCUCGAAUCAACAGAAAUGUGACGUGCAAGAAGCGUGACAUUAACAACAGCAUUGGUAUCUUGGAUAUCUAUGGUUUUGAAAUCUUUGAAGUGAACGCGUUUGAGCAGCUGUGCAUUAACUAUGUGAACGAGAAACUGCAGCAACUCUUCAUUAGUCAAACGCUCGAGAGCGAGCAGGAGGGUUACCGCCGUGAAGGACUGAGCUGGCAAAACAUCACGUUCUUUAAUAACCAGGUUGUGUGCGACCUGAUUGAGGACCCAAAGCAGCACGGUAUUUUUCCGCUGUUGGAUGAGCAGUGCGCCAUUGCGCGUCUGUCGGACCUAGAGCUCAUUGAACGUUAUAACAGUGAGCAUUCAAAGAACCCUCACUACGUAGCGUCGCGUGUGCGCGGGCCUACGUUUGGCAUCCUUCACUACGCCGGCAAGGUUGAGUACGACGUGACGCUGUUUUUUGAUGCGAAUGCGGACACAUUCUUCAACGAUUUGCAGGAUGGCAUGGAACACUCGUCGAAUGCCUUUAUACGUGAGGUAUUCCUCGAGACGCGCACGAAGGAGCAAACUCUUAAGCGUCCGCCGUCGACAUCGCAGCAGUUUCGAACACAGGUUGCGGACUUGGUCAAAAAGCUGGACGGCUGUAACCCGCACUACAUUCGUUGCAUCAAGCCAAACGAUCUUAAGCGUCCACUAGCUGUGAACGAGGAGCUUGUUGCGGAGCAAGUCCGUUAUCUUGGUCUGGUGGAAAACCUGAGUGUUCGUCGCCAGGGUUUCUGCUACAGCCAACCGUACGGUCCUUUCAUUAAGCGCUACAGCUUUUUGUCAGACUCUACUUGGCCAGCGCCGGUUGCUCACACAUCUCGCAAGGCUGCCGUUGAUUUGCUUACGACUGUUGGACUUGGUGUGAGAAACCCGGACAAUCCGAGCGAGUUGAUUCCGUUUGAAGAGGACUCGAAAACGCUUGGAUGCUUCUCGCUCGGUCGCAACAAACUCUUUUUGCGUCAUCCACAAGCUCUUUCUGCGCUCGAAAUCUUACGCGAAGAGCGCAUACCGGUGAUUGUCAACAUUAUUGAGAAUGCCUGGCGCCGCUAUAAGAAUCGUAUUUCGCUUGGCGAUUUCCAGGCUGCUUCUAAGAAGCUCUUUUCCGCGUACGACGUCGUGUGGAAGAAUUGUCAGGACCGCCGGAAGCGCGUUCCAGGCUCUGCUGACAAGGAUCUUGUUGCAAAGCUGUACUCGAACUGGGAGGCUGCGUCCUCGAAGUUGCUGUACGCCAAUAAUAGCCGCUUAGUAAAGAACCUUCAGAAGGAAGAGGAGCUAAACUCGAUACUGUUCAUGCAGAGCUUUAUCCAAGCGCGUACACAGCGUCGUAAGUUUUUGAAGAUUAAGAAGGCGCAAGUCGUGUUUAGCAAGUGCUACCGUGGUCUGAGGACACGCCAGCAGCUUGGGAAUGACAUGUGGAGAUCGUGCAAGAUUGCCCUACUUGGUGUGCGCACGGAGUUCGAGCGCUACUUGGGUAAGAAGAAGCGUCGCCGCGAUUCAUUAGACCGCGUGUAUCAGGCUGACUACGUUGGUGUGAACAAGUACCCUGCCUAUUCUUCGAUAAUGCACAGUCACAUUGAAGGCCGGGGUUCGAAGGCAGGCACCGGUCAUGGCCAUAAAGAAAAGCUGUUGUUUUUGGGCACUGUGGAGAAGGUGAAUGAACGCUGGGCACAUCAGACGCGUGUGCUCAUGAUCAGCGAAACUCGUGUUUUCAACCUAAAAGCUGACAAGAUCCAGCAGCCGAAGGAACGGCGUGUGUUUGAACUAGCUCGCCUCACGGGGCUAGCCAUGAGCACGCAGCCAGAUAAUUACCUGAUCUUUCGUGUGAAGGGUGAGAUUGACCUGAUGGUGCAGGUGUCACAGAAGACAGAGGUGGUGCAGGCGCUGCGUAACCGCAUGGAGAAGGCGUACGGGCGUGAACUUCCUGUGGAGUUUUCGGACGAACUAGACUUUUACGCUGCGAAGGGGAAACAGCUUAAGGUCAAGUUUCAUUUUGACCGUUCCAUGAAGGACUCAGAAUGGACCAAGGUGGACCGCCACACGAUGCACGUCAAGGUCGGUAUCAUUUAA